Molecule: messenger RNA, 3112 nt
Organism: Drosophila bipectinata
Lineage: Eukaryota; Metazoa; Arthropoda; Insecta; Diptera; Drosophilidae
Gene: Vsx1
Product: Visual system homeobox 1
Biological process (GO): regulation of transcription by RNA polymerase II
Cellular component (GO): nucleus
Molecular function (GO): DNA-binding transcription factor activity, RNA polymerase II-specific; sequence-specific double-stranded DNA binding
Source: RefSeq, a predicted model, not a curated record
CAUUGGGUCGCAUCGCGGCUGAAGUCCGGAAAAUUCUGAAACCUCGCGGAAAGUGACUUGUGCAGCCAGAAGAACUGUGUGAUUAGUCGAGAAAGCAGUGACGACGGACGGAAUCCACGCAACGGCAAUUGCCAUUUGAACUUUGAACUCGAGGCGCCAAAAAACCAAAAACCCAAAAGCUAAAGCCCAGUGCCGCUAAUACUUUUUUUCCUGUGCGUACGUACGUGUGUGUGUGUGGCGGCCAUGAAAGUGCAAUAAAACAACAACACCAGCCAGCCCGCAUCUGCCACUCUGUGUGAGUCUCCGGAAGAAUUCGCCACGAGAAGACGAGGAAGCUUGAGCGCCAGAAAGCCGUCGGCAAACAUGCAGGCCACCAAAAUGCGUACCCCCUUCGCCAUCCAGGAGAUCCUCGGCCUGGGCGCCUACCAACAGCAGGCGGCGGCCGCUGCAGCCGUUGCUGCCACGCCCUCUGAGGCACCGCCCUCACCGGCAGCCACACCGCCGCCCCCGCCACGCACUCCGGUGGGUAAUGGUGGUGCCGGAGCAGCCGGCUCUGGGUCGCACCAGAUGCCCCACCAGCAGCAACAACAGCAACAGCCCAACCAGGCCAACCAUCCGCUCAUCGACGGGAUCAGGGACUCGCGCUCCAUAUCGCCGGAGGUCAGUCGGUUGUCCGCCGCCGCAGCAGCCGCCGCCGCUGCGGCCGCCCACUGCCAGCUGCCGGUCUUCAAUCCGGCCAACUUCUAUGCCGCCGCCGGCUAUGCGGCCGCUGCAGAUCCGGGCAACGCGGCAGCUGCCCAUCAUCACCAUAUGACGACACUGGCGGCGGCCGCCUAUCUCCGGGGCUUCCUGCCGCCCGGGUUCAGUACGCCGCACGAGUUCCGGGGUCACUUCCAGCAGCACUUUGGCGCUCAGUUUGCAGAACAAGCUGCCGCACGUGGCCAGGAUUAUGCCAGCAGCCUGGCGAACGCCAGCGGCGACGAGCAGUCGCCCAGCAAGGCCAGCAACUCGUCCGGAAACGGAUCCGGUUCGGUGGGUAAUGGAGCCGGUGGAGCGGCCGGGGCCGGUGGUGGAGCUGGGCAGGCCGGAACUAAUGGCCUGGGCCACUUGGUGGCUUCGCCGCCGAGCAGCAACGGAGGCUCGGCCGCCGGAGGAUCGUCAUCGGGUGUAGGCUCCGGGUCGGGAGGUGGAGCGGCUGGUUCAGGGAGCUCUGGCUCCUCGGGCCCUGGCUCCGGCAAUCCCGGCAGUCGUUCCUCGCCCGGCGGGGGUAAUCCCCACCAUGCCGCUCUGGCGGCCCACCAACAUGCUGCUGCCGCUGCAGCAGCGGCCCAUCAUCAUGCCGCAGCGGCCGCCGCCGCCCACCACGCCCACCAUGCUCAUGCCGCCCAUGCUCACGCUCAUGCCCAUGCCCAUGUGCACGCCCAUGCCCACCACGCGGAGGCAGCCGCUUUCCUGGGCGCUGCCGGAGGACCGGGAGGAAACCCCGCCGGCCUGCUGGGCGCUCACGCUGGGGAUGUCCUUGUGGGACCCGGUGGAGCCGGUCCCGGAGGCAAGAAGAAGAACAAGCGCCGCCACGGCAGGACUAUCUUUACCAGCAGCCAGCUGGAGGAGCUGGAGAAGGCGUUCAAGGAGGCCCACUACCCGGAUGUGAGUGCCAGAGAGCUGCUAUCGAUGAAGACUGGACUGGCCGAGGAUCGGAUUCAGGUCUGGUACCAGAACCGCAGGGCCAAGUGGCGCAAGACGGAAAAGUGCUGGGGCCACAGCACCAAGAUGGCCGAGUACGGACUGUACGGCGCCAUGGUCCGGCACUCGCUGCCGCUGCCGGAGACGAUCAUCAAGUCGGCCAAAGAGGACGAGUCGGUGGCCCCCUGGUUGCUGGGCAUGCACAAGAAGUCCUUGGAGGCGGCCGAGCUGCUCAAGAGCGAUGAGAGCGACCGCGAGACGCCCACCUCGGACGACACCAACACCAGCUACUCGGCGGGCAGUACCCACAACUCGCCCAUCUCCAGCUUCUCGAUCUCCCGACUGCUCUUCGACGCCCCCCCGCCGGGCGGCGCUGGAGGGAAGCCGCACCACAAGCACCACGCGGCUGCCCAUCAUGCCGCUGCUCAUGCCCACAUCGCUGCCGCCAAUGCGGCAGCUGCUGCGGCCGCCGCUGCAGCACAUCACCACCAGCACUUGCAUGGCGGCGGCGGUGGUGCAGGAGGAGAUAGUGCCCUCCAACAGCAUCACGCGCAACAGCAGCAACAGCCGGGCUCGGGCUCCGGCUCUGGAUCGGGCGGGCAGCAGGCCCAUCACCCGUACAACCAGCAGCAGCACCUGCACCACCUGCAGCAGCUCCAGGCGCAGCAACAGCAGCACCAGCAGCAGCAACAACAGCAACAGCUCCAGGCACAGCAGCAGCAGCAUCAUCACCACCACCACCAUCCGCUGCACCACCACAUGCACCACCAUGGGGCAGCCGGAUACGCUGAGGCGGCCGUUGCCGCCGCCGUGGCUGCAGCAGCCAAUGCCAGGAAUGCUGCAGCCGCUGCAGCAGCAGCCGCCGUAACCAUCGCCGAGUCCGAGCCAGAUGAGGAGCAAGACGACCUUGAGGAGAUGGACCUGGACAAGGAGGGCGAAGAGGCGGAGGGUGGUGGUGGCAGCCAUGAGACGGAUGCCGACGGCGACGGUGACGGAGAGAUCGACAUUUGCGAUGACCACGACGAGGAGGUGCGCCUGCAGGAGCAGCUGCUGCUGAAGGUCAAGCAGGAGCAGGCCACCGCCAGCGGGGCCAGAUGAAACAUGUACAUCGAUGUGUUGUUCUAAAAUGGAUAAUGGAUUAAUGGAGAAUACAACGAUUAGCCUGCAAGACCUUGCGAUGAACUUGCGCACAUUUUCUAAGAAUCUAAGAGAAGGAAAUUAAAAUAAACUACAAACCUUACGUAAUAUUUAAACUUAAAGAAAAAGAAGAAGAAGAAGAAGAAGAAGUAAUCGAGUAACGAACAUUUUUUUGCAUACACCUAAGGAGCACACAGAAUAUUAUUAACUAAAUACUAUAUAGGAUAUACCCUCGUUCGUCUCAUUACUCUAUAUUUUUUUUUUUGGCCGUUUGUAAAUAUUAAAUUACAUU